This is a messenger RNA of Saccostrea cuccullata (small rock oyster), 2180 nucleotides long. Its product is annotated as glucose dehydrogenase [FAD, quinone]-like. The transcript has 11 exons. Gene Ontology annotation, molecular function: oxidoreductase activity, acting on CH-OH group of donors; flavin adenine dinucleotide binding. The coding region runs from base 38 to 1867 and encodes 609 amino acids. Lineage: Eukaryota; Metazoa; Mollusca; Bivalvia; Ostreida; Ostreidae. The record is from RefSeq and is a predicted model, not a curated record.
UGUAGCGUGAACCAGUGGAAACAACUCAUAAGGGAAAAUGGGGACUAAAUUGGCCAUAAUUGCCUUAGUGGUUGGUGUCUUGGUUGUAUUCUUUACAAAUCGAGAGACUCAUACGGAGGAACCAAUUACACUCAACUCUACAUAUGAUUACAUUAUAGUGGGAGCUGGAACAGCAGGGUGUGUCCUUGCUAAUAGACUGUCAGAAGACCCAGAAUCCUCGGUUCUUAUUCUAGAAGCCGGGGGUUCCGAAGAUGAAAACAUGAACAUAAGUAUCCCAAUCGCCUCUUCAAGUGUCCAGUUGUCAAAGCAAGACUGGAAGUUCCGAACUGUACCUCAAAAGAAUGCAUGUUUGGCAAUGCAAGAUAAGAAAUGUGCCUGGCCGAAAGGAAGAGUACUUGGAGGUACAAGUAAUUUGAACUUUAUGCAACAUGUCCGUGGCAGUCGCCAUGACUACGAUGGCUGGGCCAAAGAAGGGUGUAAAGGUUGGAGCUAUAAAGAUGUCCUCCCUUAUUUUAUUAAAUCUGAAGACAUACAAAUCCCAGAACUUCAAAGUUCAGCCUAUCACGGAAAAGGAGGAUAUUUGACUAUCAGUGACGGGACUGCGACUCCCCUCAAUGAUGUCUAUAGCAGAGCAAUGCAAGAGUUAGGACACCCUAUCACAGACUGCAAUGGAAAAUCGCAAACAGGCUUUUGUAAGUCUCAAGAAGCAACAAGAAAUGGAGAACGUUGGAGUUCUGUCAAAGCAUUUUUAAGACCCGUAAUGAAGAGAAAGAACCUGCAUGUCUCUUCAAAUUCUUAUGUCACUAAGGUUCUAAUUAAAGAUAAGAAGGCGAUCGGGGUAUCCUUUGUUCGAGAUAACAGGAAGUACGUCAUAAUGGCGAACAAGGAGGUGAUUGUCUCAGCAGGUGCAGUGCAGUCACCCCAGAUCUUGAUGUUGUCUGGAAUAGGACCAAAGGAACAUCUCACAUCCAUGGGGAUCCAAGUGGUUACAGAUCUGCCUGUUGGAGAGAAUUUACAGGACCACAUUAUGACUAUUGUAGAUUUUCAUGACAACACUACGAGUGUGACCACCAAAUCCAAGCUUACAUCACCAAGCACUAUAAUUCAAUACUUGGCCUUCAAAUCAGGUUUAUUGAGCAAAACGCAUUUGGAGGGAACUGCCUUUCUCACAGAUGACGAAAAAUUACCGCCAUAUUUUCAGUUUCAUUUCUCAAGCCUCAUGUUUGAUCCAACAAUGGUUGACUUGCUUUUUAGUCUUCUUAAUCUUGACCCAAAGCUAAAGGAAGGCACACAAAGGGCAUUUCAAAGAAACGUAGACAGAAAUAUAGGGACCUUUAUGGGAUUCCCAAUUCUUCUUCAUCCCAAAAGUCGGGGGACCAUACGACUUCAAAGUGAUGAUCCCUUUGAUCCGCCACUCAUUGACCCAAACUACCUCGACCACCCGGACGAUAUCAAGACGUUUCUGAGAGGAGUACGGAAGAUGUUGAAAUUCGGAGACACUGCAGCAUUUAAGUCAAUUGGUGCCUCUUCAAAGGAUCCGUUAGAGGCCUAUACGCCUCAGUGUGACAACACAUCUCCAGGAUCAGACGAGUAUUGGUUCUGUAGAUUGAGACAUUACACAUAUACAGUGUUUCAUCCCACGUCCACUUGUCGAAUGGGUGCCAAAGAUGAUCCAACAGCAGUGGUUGAUCCUGAACUCAGAGUGAGAGGGAUCUCAAAUCUACGAGUAGUGGAUGCUUCCGUCAUGCGCAACAUACCUUCCGGAAAUACCAACGCUCCAACCAUAAUGAUUGCAGAAAAAGCAGCAGAUAUGAUAAGAAAUAUUGACAGUGUGAAAUCCAUUAGAGAAAGAACUGAUAGUCUGUGAUAGUCUAUACACAUGUUCAAUGACACCUUUCACUAUAAGUGAAUGGUUAUAUCAUGGAAUGAUGUCCAUCAAUGAUGGGAUAAUUAUUGGUCGUCACUCAUGAUUUUUUUUCAUUGGUGAUACAGAUCCAUUCACUUACAAGAUCUUCACCUUAAAGUGAAAGUGAUGGAAAAUGUUGCUUCAGAACUUGUAUACUAACACACUUAUUAUUGACAAACACAUCACUGUGACUAAUCCUGGCUGCGUUUAUAAAGUCAAUGUAAUAUUUAAGUACUCUGAAGUUCAUAUUAAAAAUGAUGCUCGAGUUUCUGAU